AUGAGUGAGGAAAAAGUGAUGUAUACAGAUCUGAAAUUUCCAAAUACAAAGAAACAGAAAGAAAAAAGACAUCAAGAUCAGAAAAGGAGAGAAAAAGGCUAUGGUGCAUGUCAAGGAAAAUGGUCCUGCUGUGGAGAAAAAUGCUACUAUUUUUCAGAAAAAGAGCAUACAUGGGAAGACAGUGACAAAUUAUGCAAAGACCUGGGCUCUAGUCUUAUUAAGAUUGAUAAUAAAGAGGAACAGAACUUCAUUCAACUAAAGCUGAAAUACAAUUAUUGGAUUGGAUUAUCUAGAAAAGGAGCUCAGUACCCAUGGACAUGGCAAGAUGGCUCACAACUUUCUCAGAGCUUGAGUUUUCAACCAGCAGCUACCACUGAUGCAAAAUGUGGACUCCUCAAGCCAGCAAGUAUUAGUAAUGCUGGUUGUAUCAAAUACUUUAAGUAUAUUUGUGAAAAGAAUUUUACCUGCCUUGCUAUUUCAAAGAACUGA
Molecule: messenger RNA, 489 nt
Organism: Castor canadensis (American beaver)
Lineage: Eukaryota; Metazoa; Chordata; Mammalia; Rodentia; Castoridae
Source: RefSeq, a predicted model, not a curated record